CCGCCACCGAAUCCAUCCUCGGCUAUUCUCUGACCAAGAAAAAGUUGGCGUGCCAGAUCGAAAAUUGGGGAGAGUUUGGCUUUCCCUCCUGACCUGUCGAAAUCGAAUCAUAGAAAGGUUCGCACUUCUCUCGCGAGCGAACAGUUAGCAUCCACCGCAAGAGGAAAGCAGCUCCGGCGAGCAUGGCGGGGAAGCUGACGCCGGAGCAGGCCGACGAGUGCAAGGAAAUCUUUGCCCUGUUCGACGCCGACGAGGACGGUCGCAUCGCCACGGGCGAGCUCGUGACGGCGCUGCGGUCGCUGGGCCAGAACGUGGACGAGGCCGAGGCGCGGCGGUUCCUGGAGGACGCGGGCGUCCCCGCGGGCGCCGGCGCCAUCGACCUCGCGGCGUUCCUGGCCGUGGCGGAGCGCAAGGCGGGCGCCAGGGUGACCGCGGGGCGGCUCGAGGAGUGCUUCGACGUGUUCGACGACGCCCGGAGCGGGUCCAUCCCCGCGGAGCAGCUGCGGCAGGUGAUGGUCAGCCACGGCGACCGGCUCACGGAGGAGGAGGCCGACGCCAUGCUCCGCGAGGCCGACCCCCGCGGCGAGGGCCGCGUCGAGUACAAGGAGUACGUCAAGGUGCUGCUCAGGGACAAGUGACUCGGUGGCCACGAGCGAUCGGACAGGACGGGGGGCCCCUGCUGGAUCAAGAUUCAGUAUCUGUAUAUCCACUUUGUGUCAGCGUUGAUGAAUUCUGAGCGUACCACUGAACCAGUUUGCACUGGCGGUUACCAUUGCACGG
Molecule: messenger RNA, 780 nt
Organism: Setaria italica (foxtail millet)
Lineage: Eukaryota; Viridiplantae; Streptophyta; Magnoliopsida; Poales; Poaceae
Product: probable calcium-binding protein CML9
Exons: 2
Coding region: 183-638 (151 amino acids)
Cellular component (GO): myosin II complex
Molecular function (GO): calcium ion binding
Source: RefSeq, a predicted model, not a curated record